Molecule: messenger RNA, 1821 nt
Organism: Penicillium malachiteum
Lineage: Eukaryota; Fungi; Ascomycota; Eurotiomycetes; Eurotiales; Aspergillaceae
Product: GMC family oxidoreductase
Exons: 5
Coding region: 1-1821 (606 amino acids)
Biological process (GO): secondary metabolite biosynthetic process
Molecular function (GO): flavin adenine dinucleotide binding; oxidoreductase activity, acting on CH-OH group of donors
Source: RefSeq, a predicted model, not a curated record
AUGCGCCUAAGUGGAUAUCUGAUCUUCCUAGCUCUGGCUAGCACCUGCAAAUCCAACCCGAUUAAACCACGCACAGCACCAGUAAACAAUGCUAUAUUCGACUACGUGGUAAUCGGUGGUGGAACAGCCGGAAUCGUCAUCGCGAGCAGACUGGCAGAGCAAUCAUAUAAGGUGGCACUGGUUGAAGCGGGCGGAUACUAUGAAUUCGAGUCUUUUGCUGAAGUCCCAGCUGCAGAUGUUCUUCCUGUAGGCUCGGAUCCGGGAACGACGGCUUCGGUGGAUUGGGGGUUUGUGGCUCGUGGACAGGGUGGAGUGAAUGGACGGGCGAUACAUUUUGCGAGGGGGAAGUGUUUGGGUGGAUCAUCUGCGUUGAAUUUCAUGAUCUAUCAACGUCCGACGAUUGAGUCAAUGGAUCAAUGGGCCAGUGCUUUGAAUGAUAGCAGCUACACAUUCGACGCAGUACUACCAUUCUAUAAGAAAAGUGUCACUUUUACAAAGCCAAAUAUUGCCGAACGCGCAGAUAAUGCAACGACUGGGUUUAGCUCGGAAGGAUUUGAUAUGGAGGAUGGUGGCCCGCUGCAAGUUUCCUAUCCUAACUACGCGCAGCCAUUUUCAUCCUGGAUGAGGUUAGGAAUGGAAGAGAUUGGGAUCAAAGGAGCAGAGGACUUCAAUCUUGGUUCGUUGAUGGGAGCUCAGUACUGUACUACGACAAUUGAUCCGAAUAGUGAGCUUCGCAGUAGCUCUCAAGCUUCGUAUCUUGGUGGUACGAUACCAGCAUCAUUGACAAUUUUUACGGAGACUCUAGCAAGAAGAGUUCUCUUUGACGAGGAUUUCCAAGCAACUGGGGUUAUAGUAAGAGGAGCAUUUGGGAACGACGUUACCCUCACGGCAUCCGAAGAGGUGAUCAUAUCUGCUGGGGCUUUCCAGUCACCACAGCUCUUAAUGGUCUCUGGAAUUGGUCCCUUGAGUGACCUGCAAAAGCUUGGCAUUAAAACGAUAGCUGAUCGACCUGGCGUUGGACAAAACAUGUGGGACCAUCCAUUCAUGGCGCCAUCAUAUCGCGUGCGAGUAGAAACACUGACCAGCUUUGCGACGAAUCUCGUCUCUGCAGCGGCCCAGCUGUUAGAAGGUGUACUCCGACGCGGGCAACUCACAAACCCAAUUGCGGAUUUUCUAGCAUGGGAGAAGAUCCCACAGAAUCUGCGUUCGAAAUGGUCAUCCAGCACGCAAAAAUUAUUAGCUCAAUUUUCGAGCGACUGGCCGGAAGCUGAAUACAUGUCCGCUGCAGGAUACAUUGGAAAUGUCUCUAAUCUCCUCCUAGACCAGCCAAGAGAUGGAUACCAGUACGGCUCAAUCCUAGGUGUCCUGAUCACGCCUUUAUCCCGAGGGAAUGUCACUCUCAAGUCUGCCGAUACUUCUGAUCUACCUAUUAUCAAUCCAAACUGGUUAGAGCACCCAGCAGAUCAAGAUAUUGCCAUUGCAAUGUUCAAGAGGAUUCGACAGGCCUUUCGAAGCCAGGCUAUGGCACCUAUCGUCAUUGGUGAAGAAUAUCACCCUGGGACCCACGUUCAAUCGGAUACCGAGAUUCUCGAAUUCGUGAAGAAUCAUAUCAUGACGCUGUGGCAUCCAGCUUGUACCUGUAAGAUGGGUACUUCGAAUGAUGAGAUGGCGGUGGUUGAUUCCCGAGCUCGCGUGUUUGGCGUUGAUAAGCUUCGUGUUGUGGAUGCGAGUGCAUUCCCCUUUCUUCCGCCUGGACAUCCUCAAGCUACUGUUUAUAUGCUUGCGGAGAAAAUUGCCCAUGAUAUUAUCAUUGGACAGUAA